AUGAGCACCACAUUCUACCUCACCGACGAUGCCAACUGGUGGCGCCAGGCGCUCGUCUACCAGAUCUACCCCCGUAGCUUCUGCGAUGCCAACGGUGACGGUAUCGGAGACCUGGUCGGUAUCACCUCCAAGGUGCCCUACCUCAAGAACCUCGGUGUCGACGCCAUCUGGCUUUCGCCCUUCUACCCUUCGGCCCUCAAGGACGGUGGUUACGAUGUGGCCGACUUCCGUGACGUUGACCCCAAGAUCGGUACUCUUGCCGAGUUUGACGACAUGAUGACCGCCUGCAAGGCUGCCAACAUCAAGGUCAUUGUUGACAUUGUCCCCAACCACUCAUCGGACGACCACGUCUGGUUCCAGGCCGCUCUCAAGGCUGGCAAGGGCUCGCCCGAGCGUGAGCGCUACAUUUUCCGUGACGGUCUUGGCCCCAACAAGGACCAGCCCCCCACCGACUGGGAGUGCAUGUUUGGCGGCUCUACUUGGGAGCCCGUCGGUGACGGCCAGUACUACCUUCACCUGUUCGACUCCAGCCAGCCCGACUUCAACUGGUCCAACCGCGAGGUGCGCGACGACUUCCUCAAGACCCUCCGUUUCUGGGGUGACCGUGGUGUCAGCGGCUUCCGCGUUGACGUUGCCAACGGCUGCACCAAGGACCUCAGCGGCGACCUCCCCAACCAGGCUGCUCUCAUCGAGAUGAUGAAGCAGAUGCUCGCCGGUACCCUCCCCGAGGACACCCACCCGUACUUUGACCGCAAUGACGUCUUUGACGUUUACAAGGAGUGGCGCGGUGUGUUCAACGAGUACAACCCCCCUCUCACCGCCGUCGCCGAGGCCUGGGUCGCGUCCCACCGCAAGCCCCUCUACGCCUCACCCCACGGUCUCGGCCAGUCCUUCUCGUUCGACAUGCUCAUGGCCCCGUUCGACCCCGUCCUGUUCCGCAACAUCAUCUCCGAGUCUCUCGAGGACGCCAAGGCUUCUGGCUCGUCGACCACUUGGGUCUUCUCCAACCACGAUGUUAUCCGUCACGCCACACGCCACGCCCUCGACAACGACGGCGGCUUCUACGAGACUACCCGCAAGUACCUCAUCAACAAGGGCCAGAACCCCGUUGCCGACGUUUCCCUUGGUCUGCGCCGCGCCACUGCUGCCACCAUGAUGAUCCUUGCGCUCCCCGGCUCUGCCUACAUCUACCAGGGCGAGGAGCUUGGUCUUCCCGAGGUCCACGACAUGCCCGACUCGCAGCGCCAGGACCCUACCUUCUUCCGUCGCCCCGGCUACGAGGUGGGCCGUGACGGCUGCCGUGUCUGUAUCCCCUGGGAGGCUGAGGGCAAGAACAUGGGCUUUGGCCCCAACGCCGAGCCCCACCUUGUCCAGCCCGCCGUGUACAAGAAGUACGCCGUCGACAUCGAGGACAAGGACCCCAACUCCACCCUCAACCUCUACCGCAAGGCCCUUGCCCUUCGCCACGAGCUCCAGUGCGCCGAGGAGCUCGAGUGGGUCCCGAGCAGCGAGGAGGUUAUCCACUUCAAGCGCCCCAACGGCUGGGAGAUCAUUGUCAACUUUGGCGAGACCCCCGUCGCCGUCCCCACCGGCCGCAAGGUGGCUCUCUCCUCGGACGACCUCGUCAACGACGCCGUGCCUCAGUACACCGCUGCUUGGCUCCUCCCUUAA
Messenger RNA from Apiotrichum porosum, 1671 nucleotides. RefSeq lists its product as uncharacterized. The record is from RefSeq and is a predicted model, not a curated record. Lineage: Eukaryota; Fungi; Basidiomycota; Tremellomycetes; Trichosporonales; Trichosporonaceae. The transcript has 3 exons. Bases 1 to 1671 code for a protein of 556 amino acids. Gene Ontology annotation, biological process: oligosaccharide catabolic process. Gene Ontology annotation, molecular function: alpha-amylase activity.